This is a messenger RNA of Myotis daubentonii (Daubenton's bat), 3893 nucleotides long. RefSeq names its product IKAROS family zinc finger 5 (gene IKZF5). NCBI's taxonomy places the organism in Eukaryota, Metazoa, Chordata, Mammalia, Chiroptera, Vespertilionidae. The record is from RefSeq and is a predicted model, not a curated record. Gene Ontology annotation, cellular component: nucleus. Gene Ontology annotation, biological process: positive regulation of transcription by RNA polymerase II.
CGAGAUUUGACGACAGCAGUGGGGCGGGAAGGAAGCGGAGACGCACCAAACAUGGCGGCGGCCGCGGCAGCAGUGGCGGUGACGGGGGCGACGGCGGCGACGGCAGCGGCGACGUACAAGGCAGCGGGGGUGACUCGGGGCAGCUGCCAGGCGACCUCCCUGCGGCUUUUCCGUCUGAGUUGAAGGUCCCUCCAUGGCCGCCUGCGUCUCCAGAGCACAUCGCAGCUCCUCCGCAUCUCGUCCAUGCUGGAGUGGCGGACCCAGGGGGCGCUGGUCCCGGUGGAGAGGUUAGCCGUGGAGUCCGCUGUGGAGUGUCUCCUCAUCCCUUGUCCUUAUUGGGGUUUCGCUGUUCCGUGUUCUGGUUUCCCGGGGCCUCAUAAUGCCCGUUUGCCUUCAGGAAUCCGUCUUCUGACAGUUCUGUGGUCAGAGGACACGCGUCCCAACUCUCCGAGGCCGUGCUAUCCCCACACUCACCAGACCUCACUCGUCAGACUUCUCCGCGGCCGGCGGCCCGUCGGACGUAUGAUCUGUCUGAAAGCAAGCACCUGGGUGACCUGCGGUCACUGUAGGUUAGAGGCCUACCUGGCCCCGCAUGAAGUCACUGCAUUGGGCCGCCGCUAAGUAUUCUAUUCUGUGCUUAGUGACCCUUCUGAAAAAGUGGGCCAGUAAGAUAGAUGCUCCUCGUCCCUCAUCCCGUGUUCUCAGAAUUCUCCUGGAGCCUGGACCAAAGAUGGGCUUGGAAGAGAGGCGGGGAAGAGUUUCUUCUGGGCUCAUGUUACCUCUGUUCCAGGGGGUGGUGUCUCCUGGUUGGCAUCAGGACGCCGCUGUAUUGCUACCUGCUGGCUCAGAGGCCGUGUGUGUGUGUGUGUGUGUGUGUGUGUGUGUUGAUCAAAACUUCCCGUUUGUAAAAUGAGACUGAAGAAGAAAGAUCGGAGGACAACAUACAGAUAAAUGCUGUUCCAGGCACCAAAGGAGGAUCAGAGUGGUCACAGUCGCCUGCGCAGAUAGACUGACGUGAGCUAGAGAAACCUGGGUCUUGAACCAAAGACUCCGUUCAGAUUUAGGCAUCUUUCAUCCCAGGCAUUAAAGCUGUGCAAGGACCUGCCAUGCUGUGCACGCGCCAGGUGUCCCCCCAGGUGUAACGACCUGUAAACUUUAAAAACAAGCCACACAAAACAAACAAGAUGGGCGAGAAGAAGCCAGAGCCUCUGGACUUCGUGAAGGAUUUCCAGGAGUACCUGACCCAGCAGACCCACCACGUGAACAUGAUCUCGGGAUCAGUGAGCGGGGACAAGGAGGCAGAGGCUCUUCAGGGAGCUGGGACAGAUGGCGAUCAGAAUGGACUUGACCACCCAUCUGUUGAAGUUUCCCUGGAUGAAAACUCAGGAAUGUUAGUAGAUGGCUUCGAAAGGACCUUCGAUGGGAAGCUCAAGUGUCGUUAUUGCAACUAUGCCAGCAAAGGGACAGCCCGGCUUAUCGAACACAUCAGAAUCCACACAGGUGAAAAACCUCAUAGAUGUCACUUAUGUCCAUUUGCCUCUGCUUACGAGCGUCACCUGGAAGCCCAUAUGCGUUCCCAUACAGGAGAAAAACCAUAUAAAUGUGAAUUGUGUUCCUUCCGCUGCAGCGAUCGAAGCAACCUGUCCCAUCAUCGACGGCGCAAGCAUAAGAUGGUGCCAAUCAAAGGUGCGAGGUCUUCCUUAAGCAGCAAGAAAAUGUGGGGCGUUUUACAGAAGAAAACCAGCAACCUGGGCUACAGCAGAAGAGCACUCAUCAACUUAAGUCCGCCCUCCAUGGUGGUUCAGAAGCCAGACUACCUUAACGAUUUCACCCAUGAAAUCCCCAACAUCCAGACGGACUCCUAUGAAAGUAUGGCGAAAAGCACCUCCACUGGGGGCCUACCCAGGGACCCCCAAGAACUCCUGGUCGACAACCCCCUCAAUCAGCUCUCCACUCUCGCAGGGCAGUUGUCCAGCCUGCCCCCCGAAAACCAGAACCCCGCGUCCCCCGACGUCGUGCCCUGCCCGGACGAGAAGCCUUUCCUGCUGCAGCAGCCCUCGGCCCAGGCAGUGGUUUCUGCCGUGGCCGCAAGUAUUCCUCAGAGCGCCUCCCCCACCAGCCCCGAGCCUCGGCCGCCCCAGAGCCAGAGGAACUACAGUCCCGUGGCAGGUCCCAGCAGCGAGCCCAGUGCCCACACGAGCACCCCGAGCAUAGGAAACAGCCAGCCGAGCACGCCCGCACCGACCCUGCCGGCCCAGGACCCGCAGCUCCUGCACCACUGCCAGCACUGUGACAUGUACUUUGCCGACAACAUCCUCUACACCAUUCACAUGGGAUGCCACGGGUAUGAGAACCCUUUCCAGUGCAACAUCUGCGGAUGCAAAUGCAAAAACAAGUACGACUUCGCCUGUCACUUUGCAAGAGGGCAGCAUAACCAGCACUGACCGGAACAGUCACGUUACUCUGUCCUUGGUUUUGACUUUAUGCAUUUUUUAGUUUUGUUUAUUGUUGGUUUUUGUUGGUAGGGGGAGGACCAUCCCUAAUAUGCUAAUUUAAAGUUUAUACAUUAUAUUUAUAGAAAACAAAGUUGACAAUAGAAACAAAUGUUUUCCUUUUUUUUCCCCAUAAGUUUGUUCUAAUUUAUAUAUUAGAACAAUUAGACACAUUGUGUCUGUUUUCUCCUUUUAUUUAGACUUUGAUGAUUGAAGUGCAAUCUUAAUCUUACAGGUAUUCAUUUAAACUCCCACGUUUAAGGUCCAUGUAGACUUCAAAGCUUGAUCCUAGUGGUGUUUCACUAUAUACGCAGUUAGAUGUCAUGUCUGCCGUAUUUAAAAAUGGUAGAAUAAAUUACUUUCUCACAAACUUUGUUACAACUUAUUUCCAUGUGUAGCAGAGGAAUUGCCUUUAAAAUUGCUCUUUAGAUAGUUGAAAUACUAUCUAGUUCACUUAGUUUAAGUUGAAUUGAUAGUUUCAACUGACAGAAGUAAAGCUAUUUCGGUAUAUAGUAAACCUUUUUCUUUUUUCCAUAAGGGGGGAUGUAAAACAGUUAAUUCUUUUAAAAUUAAAGCUAUAAAAAUUUGAGAGGAAUGUCCUGAAAUGAAAUAAAACAAGGCUUUACAUUGAAAAUGGAGUUUAAUAUUUGAAAACCUGUUUAUUCAAUCUCUUGUUUAAAAAUGCAUCAAUUUGCCAUUGGAUUCGUUUUAUUAUACUUGUAGUUUAUUUUAAAAACCACAAGUAAAUACAUGAGAAUGCUGGAAAUGUCAGGUGAUUACCGAUGAAGAUGCCUUUUUUGUUCUUUUAGUUUGAACCUUGUAUUUAAACGCUUUAUUCUGACAUCGUUACCGUCAGGUGAGCUUGACAAGGACAUUGUCUGUUCUCCCUCCUGUUCCUUUGAUGACCAAAGAGGUAAGUGACAGUCCCAUCUGGUUCCCGGAGACAGUCCUUCACGAAAUUCCGCGUCCUGGUUCCUGCCUCUGGCCUUGCACCCAUUUGUUGUCCAUAAUUUCUCAAAUGUGUGUGUAGGAACACAUGGGAAAAUGGGAUGAAGUAUAUUUUUAAAAAUGAAACACAUCCAAAACGAAUUCUUCUCUUCAGAAUUGGCCCCUUAGAACACUUAGUGUGACUUCAAGUUGUGAUGCUCGUUGCCGUUGUACCAGUCUUUCCUGCGCGGCGACAGAGCCAUGGAAGCUGACUGCCUCGACACCUAGUGGGAAAGGACUUACCAUGUGAAAGUAGAUAUCAAAUGCAUACAGACAGAUCUAACUUGUUUACAGAAAUAAGACGUGCUAAUUAAUCUAGAGGAAUUUUGAAUAGGAGGCUGCUGUUGAUAUAUUGUGUAAUAACUCGCUUAACCUGAAGAGCGCUUGGUCAAACAAUAAACUUACUGUUUCUAA